Molecule: messenger RNA, 2373 nt
Organism: Lecanosticta acicola
Lineage: Eukaryota; Fungi; Ascomycota; Dothideomycetes; Mycosphaerellales; Mycosphaerellaceae
Source: the annotation of a GenBank genome assembly
AUGAGGGGGGGACUGACUGUCCAAUACGGCGACAUUGUGAUCUCGCCGCAGCGGCCGACCACGCUUGGUAGAGGCCUAUUCAGAGAUGCCCCGCAGCCUCCGAUUGGAAGUGAGGUGGUAGGCAAGAGACCUGAGAAGACUGUUUUAGACUAUGCGCUCCAUUCGACUGGUAAUGGUACUCUCGCGCAGAAGAGGAAGCAGCCUUCGAAACGACCGCCAAAGUCGAGGCCUCAACUAGAGGGCGACGCUACGGCUGCCGCGCAGACAGACAAGGCGCCCAAGAAGUCGCCAGCUCAGGGGACUGGUAAGCAUUGUAGCCGUGGCCCGCUGGAUCAUCCUCCACCACCAAGGAAGGCUUCCGAAGUCGCGCCAACAGUUGAUGAUGAUCGCGUUCAUGAGGUUGAUCAUCCAUGGCUACCUUCCUUUGCAGAUCAGGAACGAAAGGAAAUGCAAGAGAAGGAAAAGGCUAUGUACAAACCCACGCAAGGCGAAGAUGUCGUGGAGCCUUCCAAGCUGUUGUUAAAGCGCCGCCAGAGUGAGCAGGGCGGGACUCCAAGGAAGAGAAAAACAACAGAUAGCAAGGGGAGGGCCAUUGAUAGGCUUGACCCACGAGACCGCGCCAAAUUGCUGGAGCUUCUCGCAGAAGCCAAUGCUGCUGAAGCUGCAAAAUCUGGCCAGCCCUCGUUUCCGCGCCGCCAGAAAGUGCGGAAGGAACCCACAAACGGAACAACGAAAGCAAAUGAUAGGACGCCUGCGGAGCCCGUCAAGACGAUCUCUGUUCCUGCUUCUUCAGGUGAACACGGCGGUGGCGGAACCUCGCCAUCGAGUGCUGUACCAAGUUCGGGCUACGUGAAGGGGCCAGUCACCACAUCACCUACUGCCGCACCUGCGGGUAGUUCUCCGGCCCAUCAAGCUGCUGCAAUGCCUUCUGUUGUUCAGCGCUCCGCGCCCGACCCUACCACACGACACGCCAUUUCUAGUCAGACGGCUGGAACUAAGCGUCGUCGUAGUAGUGAAGAUGAAGGACCAGAUGAUAGAGCUACGAAGCAAAACAUGACGGCCAGAGCCAGCCAGACAGGCUACCCGCAGCCUGUCCCCCAGCAACCGGAGCCCAACAGGGCUCAGAAACAACCCAGAAUGAACAGCGCCAACGCCAAUCCUGUGUAUACACCCGCAUCCGAGCAGUACAAUACGCAGUCUGGGUCUUCCAUGAUUUCCUCGAUGGGAACUCAUACGAAUGAUCACAACUACGGGCGAGGAAGUAAUGCGAGCACUACGCCUCAAGUGCGUCACGCUCCACCGGCGCAGAUGGGAGGUCGUAUAAAUGAUCACUAUUCUGGGCCAGUGAACGACCCGAGCAGCACGCCUCAAGUGCGUUACGCUCCACAGGCGCAAAUGAUGCCUCCGCAGCCUCCGCAGCAGCAUGCGUCUCGGCAGUAUCCUAACGGUACCCCAAAUACGCCUGCCAGAUCGCCAGCUCUCACUCAGGAAUCGGGAAACUAUGCAGAGACACUGCAGCGAUAUGAGUCCAGGUAUCACGGAAUGUUCAUGCAACAACAGAUGAUAGGGCCUCUCCCUCAGCAGCGGCUCAUGACCACAUUCGAUGGAAACCGGGGCCCAUCGCAGACGACGCAGCAGGUCGCGCAGGUACCGCAGCGACCUGAAAUGACCGCGUCUCCCCUUCCGCAGCGGCCCAUGUCUUCGCUCAAUGGCAACCAAAUGCCGUCGCAGACGUCGAAGCUAUACGUGCAGACACCGCAGCGACCUGAGGUUGUCGGACCUUUCCCUCAGCAGCGGCCUUUGUCUCCGUGCAACGAAAAUCGUGCACCGUCGCAAACGCCGCAGCAAUAUACGCUGGCACCGCAGCGACCUGAGGUUGUUGGGCCUUCCCCUCAGCAGCGGCCUAUAUCUUCGUUCAACGGAAACCGUGCAUCAUCGCAAACGCCGCAGCAAUAUACGCUAGCACCGCAGCGACCAGGACCGAUGCAACCGAAUCAACAACAGCGCCCACCUCCGCAGCCGAUGCCAAUGCAACGCUCUGUCUCCAACCAGUCCGUUCCUCAGAUCCAAGGCUACCUGUAUCCGCCAGGAUACGAAGUUCCAAACACACAGCAGCCAACUCCAUACAGUCCUGCCAUGCAGAGAAACCAGCAGUGGGAAAGUAAUGUGAACCAUAUGACCAUGCCCACCCCUCGCCCUGCCAUGCAGCAACAGCAGCAACAAGCACCACCAUAUCAGCCGCCACAGUGCACGACUGCUGACGAUCCGAUGGGUCUGCUGCUUCAGCAUUCGCAGAGUUGUGACUGUGGGUGCGAGCGGUGUGGAAUGGCGAGGGCGCGGUUAUUCCAGAUGGCCGUAGAGGGGCGCUUUUGA